UACAUCUCAGAUAUGUUAAUAUUAUGGCUACAGAUGAUAACUGUUGUUGUCGGAGAUCAUUGGGUCUCCAAAUUUAAAGAAAAAGAUUGCUACAGAUGUUCUAGAUACGAUUACGAUAACGCUAAUUUCUCCUCCCUUGUCUCCGUCUCACAAGAUGAAAUCGUCAUCGGAGCCAAAAACACAGUUUACAAGAUAGAGUUCGAGUAUCAGAAAGUCACUCCUUUUGUCGACGAGGUACCAGUGAACAGUAACAGUGCGUACCAGAACUGCAUAGACAGUGGCAGGACGGAACAGGACUGCCAGAACUAUUACAAAGUCCUGGUUAAAAUAACAGAAAAUGAUCUGAUGUUGUGUGGAACUAGCUCAUUCCAACCCAUGUGCGAUAUCAGACACCUGUCCGAUCUGAACUACAAGUCACGCGAUCACGUGUUGUCAGGAGACACGAUCUGCCCAUCUGAUCCAAACACCGCUACCUCUGUCAUCGUCCUCCAAUCUGAUCGGACUGUGGGCUUUAGCGCCACGUGUAUUGACGAGUGUAACGAUUACCAAAUCUCCAGAAUUAACCUUCUUGCUGGCUCCUUAUCUUUCAACGGCAGGACUAUGAGAACUACUGACUGGUUGAACAGACCCACUUUCGUUUACUCGUUUGAAGAGGGUGAAUAUGUCUACUUCUUGUUCUACGAGACUGCUAUAGAAGUGAGGACGGAACAGGUCUACAGCCGAGUGGCCAGGAUUUGUAAAAAUGAUAUUGGGAGUGGCCAGGAAUACUUCAGCAACUACUUCUUAUCUUACAGUAAAGCCCGGAUAUACUGCACCAGCAACAAGCCAGGAGAACCUCCGUUUGACCACAAUGAAGUGGGGGGAGCGUUCUACAAAGAUAGGAUCCUCUACGCCGUAUUUAGUGGUCAGAGGAACGUACGGACGGGGAGUAUUCUCUGUUCUUAUCAGAUAAAAGAUAUAGACGCAGUCUUCAGUGGUCCUUAUCUCUCUUACGAUAAUACUGACAGAGAGUGGGUCACUGCUGAUAACCAGCCAUUCUCGUGUUCGAACAAGAAGUCUAUAAACGUAGCAGCAACCCAGACCAUGAUGGAACGGGCAAUCUCUCAGAGCGAACCUCUCUACUAUACUCAAACUGAAACUAGGUUGACAAGUGUAGCAGUGAUCACUAAGAGAGUUGGAGACAGAGACUACACUAUCAUCUACGCUGGAUCAGAAGAAGGAUACGUGGUCCGUGUGGGAUUGGAAGCAGGAUUGACGGGAAUAACUCACUACAGCAUUGUCAAGACCUCUCCCACCGGUGUGGUUAAAUCCCUGUCUAUAUCAGAGGACACAAACAUGCUCUACGCGCUGUCUGAUUCGUGGGUGAUCAAGAUUCCGACUUGGCUCGAGGACGCCUGUCAACAUGCUUCAACUUGCAGCGAAUGUCUGGAUCUAUACUACCCGUACUGCAGCUGGUGUAAAACAACUAACGAGAUGAGAUGUGUCUCCAGACAGUCAGAAUGCCUUGUCUCCGAUCUGGUCCAACCAACAGAGACUUGCCUUCCUCUACCAACGUUCCGAGAUAAGCCUAAUGAGCAGACUGUAGCCAGAGGAACUCCGGUGACCCUGAUGUGCAGUGGGAGGGAUGGUGAGGUCGGGGUCUGGAGACGGGAGGACGGGGCUCCAAUCACCAGGAAGGCUGUGGAAACUAAGAGCUAUCUCAUGAUCCCAGCUGUUGAAUUAAGUGAUAUGGGAACGUACGUGUGUACGCUGAACAACACCAGUGGCCGAGUUUCUGAACAGGGCGCAAUAACCGUAACAGAGAAACCGUACUUCACAAUGCAACCUGAGAACAUCUCAGCGUUUGAGGAGGACAUUAAUAUCGAGCUGCAGUGUCAAGCUGAAGGAAGCCCCCGUCCUACGAUCCAGUGGUUUAAAGAGGGCGCGAACAUUCCUGACGGAUCGGAGAUAACAGAAUUAGGUUUUCUAAAAAUAUAUCGCGUUUUGGAGGAGGAUGAGGGGAAGUAUUGGUGCACAGCUACCAAUAGCGAGGGACGGAUCACUAGCAAGAUCGCACAGCUUCUUAUUUCUGUAGGAGAGAUGGUAAUCGAUGAUAGGGAGAAGGCCCCCGCUCAGAUCCCUAAUAUAACCAUGGUCGGGAUGGUGGUAGCGAUUGUUGUCAGUGCUAUCAUUUGCUUUGUCAUUGGUCUUAUAGUUCACAAUCUUUAUCGGAAACAUCGCAAGAAGAGGGAGUCAGAUGUCUCUCAGACACCAGGUGGACACAUGUUUGAUGGCCGAGUUCAGACCCGCGGGCCCUGGACCCCGGUCAAUACUAUUCCUUACCAGAUGUGUAGACCGGAGGAGUGGAGGGAGAGCGGUAUGUUCAGUUGCCCCUACCCCUCUACUCUAAUACCUCCUCCACUACCUAUGAGAUCAGAGCUGCUGACCCAAAUGCCGAACAUGAACAUGGACAGUGCACUGUUAGAAGAAGAAGAAGCUCCUCCAGCUUACGAUGACAGAGACAGUCCACCUCUCCUUCCUCCAACCCCCGCCUCUCUACAGGCGCCCAUGUGCUUCCCUCCAACUCGCUACACCCCCACCCACUUCAAUACUUGCCCAAAUCACACGGGGGUGACGUACUGUGGGGUAGCACCCCCUUGUACCACCUCGCACUACACAGCCCUCAACAGCGACUACGCUGUCAUUACGCAGUCAGCGCCACAACCCGCUACCUCCUCAAAUAGACAAUACAGCAUGGACCUACGGGCAGACCGGUCCGCGCAGAACCCGAACACUGGACUGCGGGACCAGCCCCCUAGUAGUCGGGGGCACGGCCCCCUUAGCCCGGGAUUUGCCAACCAUGUCAUUUAGUUGAGUUUUUUCUCUGUUUUAGUGCACCAUAUUGUUCACUUGAGAUGCGUUGAUUUUGAUUUUAAAUUGUGGACGAUAUGUUUUAUGAAAUGAGAUUGACUCGAUGAAAUUGAGUUUUUUAUUUUAAAAUAGCAUCAGAAAAUGUUAAUUUUCAUUUUUCAGUUCCCAUUUUUACAUACGUUAUUCUUGUGAAGAUGAAAGAAUCAAUUAUUUUUGUGCUAGCACUAUCUUAAACAAUUUAAAGUGCGUACCAUUUUUAUCUAGCAGUGAUCAACACAGCUAACUCUUACAGCCGGGGUCAUGUUGGUUUUGCAAACAAAUAAUUUUUCAGUUUAUUGAUUUUCAGAGGCAGAAGAUAAGUUGAGUUAUUUUUUGGAUUCAUGUUCUUAUAACUACGAAAAGGACAUUUUGCGGGCAUUUUUCCCAACAAAUAAUUUGAAGUGUACUUAAAGCGAGAAAACUCGGCCACUUCACAACUUUAAUUUAUUUAUAAGUUGACCAUCACUUUCGAAUAAACCAUACAUUUUAUCAGCAAAACUAUAUAUCGGUUACAUUUUUUAAUUCAUAAUGCAAUUACAACUUACAAGUUCACUGAAUAAUGUGUAUUUCUACUUUCGCUUUUUGAGUGGUUUCACUGACAAUUAAAUUGCGAUUUUGAGUUUACGGUCUACUAUUUUUGCGUUUCCCUUAUCACGUAAACGAUCAAGUUUUAAUCAUUUUCUAGAUAUACCUCGAUAUUUGAGGGAUUUCUAUUUAUCAGAUGUUGUUUUGAAAACUAUAUAUAUAAAUACAGUAUCUUUAUACUAGUUCAAACCAUUCCGAUGAGUGGUAUUAAGAACUUACAUAGUUUUAAACCUAGGUCACCAAGUGGUACUAGAGCGUAUAUUAUAGGUUUAAUUUUAAUCUCACAGUGAUCGAUAGUGGAGAUUGCAGUGAUCAAAUUUCCAAAAGUGCAGCCAUGCAAUUAUUAGAAAAUAACCUAGUGGAAAUGUUGAUCAAUGUAGGUAUAGUUCCACUGUCUACACAUGUGAAAACCACUCUGGGGAUUGAUUAUCUGUCAACAGAGAUGUUUGAGAAAAAACGUUGGAAUUAAAGUGUUCCAUUAUUAAGCCUCUUUUUUAACCGGGAGGAUAUGCUAAGAUCUCUACUUUUUCUCUUUACGUUGUAUAUAACGUUUUGUAAAUAAUUUG
Molecule: messenger RNA, 4040 nt
Organism: Bolinopsis microptera
Lineage: Eukaryota; Metazoa; Ctenophora; Tentaculata; Lobata; Bolinopsidae
Product: semaphorin-2A-like
Exons: 19
Coding region: 13-2850 (945 amino acids)
Biological process (GO): negative regulation of axon extension involved in axon guidance; axon guidance; negative chemotaxis
Molecular function (GO): chemorepellent activity; semaphorin receptor binding
Source: RefSeq, a predicted model, not a curated record